AUGGAGUCAGUCUUGUUUAACAUAGCAUCUUAUUGGGACUGGGAUGCCAAAAGUCUGCUACUUUUUGCAGCAGUUUUUUUCCUUACUACUGAUUAUCUCAUAAACUUCCAUCCAGCAAGCUUCCCUCCAGGACCUCGGCCCUUUCCCAUCGUGGGUAGCCUAUUUUCUGUAGACCACAGCAGGACCCACGAGAGCAUGAUGCAGUUGGCAGGAAAAUACGGAGAUGUGUACAGCAUGCGUAUGGGCAAGGUGUGGGUUGUGGUUUUGAACGGAUUCAAGAAUUUUAAAGAAGCUCUUGUAAAUCAUGGACAAAGCCUGGUGGAGCGCCCAGUCCUCCCUAUGAUCUAUGAACUAAACUCUGGAAUGGGUAUAAUUGGCAGCAAUGGGAACUUAUGGAGGCAGCAGCGCCGUUUUGCCCUUUCAACCCUCAGAAAUUUUGGACUUGGAAAGAGGUCUCUUGAACCAGUCAUCUUGAAUGAGUUCACCUAUUGUUUAAAAGACUUUCAAAGCCUUAAUGGUAAGCCAUAUAAUCCACGCCUCAUCAUCAACAACGCUGUCUCCAAUGUCAUCUGCUCCAUGGUUUUUGGCCAUCGCUAUGAGUACAGCAACGAGAGGUUCAGGAAACUGAUAAGCUACUUUGAAACAUCACUUCAGAUUCAGAUCUCACUUUGGUCAUGGUUUUAUAACUCCUUCCCUCUGCUGAUGAGAUAUUUACCUGGGCCACACUACACGCUACGACACAUCUUUGAUGAUAUUACAGCCUUCAUCAGAGAAGAGCUCAAGGAGCACAAACAAAACUGGGAUCCUUUAGUACAAAGAGACUACAUCGACUGCUACCUGAAUGAGAUACAGAUGAGUGAGGUGCAGGCCAACAAUACUUUCAGUGAGGAAAACCUGGUAUUUUGUGUCUUGGAUCUGUUUGUGGCUGGCACUGAAACCACGACCAGCACUCUGCUCUGGGCUUUCCUUUAUAUGGCACAGCAUCCUGAAAUCCAGGCUAAAGUACAAGCUGAGAUAGAUGAAAUGAUUGGACAGUCAAGACCGCCAUCACUGGAAGAUCGUGUGAAUGUGCCCUACACUGACGCAGUCAUUCAUGAAGUCCAGAGAAUGGGCAACACAGUUCCUCUCAGUUUGCCUCAUUUCACAAACCAAGAGAUCGAGCUGGGAGGAUACACUAUCCCAAAGGGGAUCACAGUCAUUCCCAAUUUGACCUCAGUGCUAUACGACAAGAACGAGUGGGAGACGCCCUUCACCUUCAACCCAGGACACUUUCUGAACAAGGAGGGCAAGUUUGUGAAGCCAGCUGCUUUCCUCCCUUUCUCUGCAGGUAAGCGGCUGUGCCCAGGGGAAGGUCUAGCAAAGAUGGAGCUUUUUCUCUUCUUCACCUCCUUCAUGCAGCACUUCACCUUCUCCAUGCCUCCUGGAACCAAGCCUGAUAUGAACUUUAAUUUUAGCAUUGUUCUGUCUCCACAUAAGUAUAAUAUCUGUGCCACCCCACACUAG
Messenger RNA from Cheilinus undulatus (humphead wrasse), 1503 nucleotides. RefSeq names its product cytochrome P450 2J4-like. NCBI's taxonomy places the organism in Eukaryota, Metazoa, Chordata, Actinopteri, Labriformes, Labridae. The record is from RefSeq and is a predicted model, not a curated record. Gene Ontology annotation, cellular component: intracellular membrane-bounded organelle; cytoplasm. The coding region runs from base 1 to 1503 and encodes 500 amino acids. Gene Ontology annotation, biological process: xenobiotic metabolic process. Gene Ontology annotation, molecular function: oxidoreductase activity, acting on paired donors, with incorporation or reduction of molecular oxygen, reduced flavin or flavoprotein as one donor, and incorporation of one atom of oxygen; heme binding; iron ion binding. The transcript has 9 exons.